Molecule: messenger RNA, 2049 nt
Organism: Eublepharis macularius
Lineage: Eukaryota; Metazoa; Chordata; Lepidosauria; Squamata; Eublepharidae
Gene: VAMP3
Product: vesicle associated membrane protein 3
Exons: 5
Coding region: 95-409 (104 amino acids)
Biological process (GO): SNARE complex assembly; vesicle-mediated transport; vesicle fusion
Cellular component (GO): SNARE complex; plasma membrane
Molecular function (GO): SNAP receptor activity; syntaxin-1 binding
Source: RefSeq, a predicted model, not a curated record
CCUCCUCCGGCGGCGCAAAAGGGCCUCGGCGGCGCUCGGAGCGGCUUCCGCCCGUGUGCAAGAGAGUCGCUGCAGCCCCGCAGGCGUCGCCAGCAUGUCAGCCAGUGGUCCCACCGGGUCUGGGGCUGCCUCUGGCAGCAACCGUCGUCUUCAGCAGACUCAAAACCAAGUCAGUGAGGUGGUAGAUAUCAUGAGAGUGAACGUGGACAAGGUUUUGGAAAGAGAUCAGAAGCUGUCUGAGCUGGACGACCGGGCCGAUGCUUUGCAAGCAGGAGCCGCCCAGUUCGAAACAAAUGCUGCCAAACUGAAAAGAAAAUACUGGUGGAAAAAUUGUAAGAUGUGGGCCAUAUUGAUAGCGGUGGUGGUGGUUCUCAUCAUAAUCAUCAUUGUUUGGAGCGUGUCCCCAUGAACUUUGAGAAGAAACCCUGAAUCUGACAAAGUUGUUUCAGUGAGACACUCCAGUCUCUUACGUCAGACUUGCUAUAUUGCCAAGCUUCUUGUGGGUGCACAAAUCAACCUUUUUUUUGAUAGCAGAAGUGUUAACUUUUCUGUAGUUUGUGCCUUUAUAUAAAUGAUGCACUGUAACCUGUAAAUGCUGUUAAAACUGGCUGUGUUGUGUGAACUUGCAAGAAAAUGGUUAAGGCUUCAGAAUUUUGUGAUUUGAGAGUGUUAUGAUAGUAAUGUCUACUUCUGGAAUGUAUUUUAGAAGAUAGCAAGUAUAUCAUCACUACCUCACCUCCUACAUGGUAUGUUGAAAGGGUUGCAAACCAGCUUUUAUUUGUGCCUUCUUGGGUGGAAGUUUCUCUUGCCCACAGUGGUGCCAUAUCUGAACAAUUUUUGCCUUCAUGCUUUCUCAUCUAGUUAGGAGGGAAUAAGAGCUACUGUAUAGCAACUGCUGUGCUUUUUAAAUGAAGAUGUGACGUUUGAUAUAUUGAGCACUUAAUCACAGUGGAAUAUAAAAAGUAUUUGAGACAAAAAAAAAAUAUGAUCUUCCUUGCAUUAAACCAUCACCUUGGUGCCUUUAUGCUUAGCACUUGAACAAGCACCAUAAAAUGUUUCUAACUUUUUUUAAAAAAAUCUGGUUGUACAAUUGUUGGGUUUGUUUUUCUGGCUAAAAAACCCUAAAGCUACAUGAAUAAACUCUCUUAACUUACCAAGAGGAAACAUUGAAAAAUGUCAAAUGCCAUACCUGAGUCAUUUGGGCUUUCUUUAUAUGUUUCCUGCUUGGAAACAUGAUCAGCCUUUUCACAUAUUGUUGGGCAAGUUUUUUAGGAUGGGUUGGUGGUGAAACUCUACAGUGUUUUCUUUGUCAUUUUAUAGUAGCGCAUGCAUUGUUCUUCUGUAUGAAGAGUCUCUUAAUCACAUGCUGUGCUCUUUCUUUACUUUCACUUCCAUUUUUAGUGGGUGGGGUUUUUCCUGUCUCUUGUAUUCCUCUUCAGGUUUAUGUUGUUGUUCUUCUGGCUCCUUGGUCUUAAGGUUAAAACUGUAGGCACCAAUGGCUCGACUGCAAGGCUGUCAAAUCUAUCCUCUUAACAUGGCCAAACAUACAUAGCGCAGCCUGAGAAUUCGUAGAGAACUUUGGCUUGUAAGAGGUAGUGAAGGGAGGGGAGCAGCAUGUAACAUAAAACACUUCCCAUACUAUUGUGCAGUUCUGUAAAUAUAGAAGCGCCACCUUUCGGAUAUUUGAUAUACACUCAAUGUUUGUACAAUCUGCUAUGUUUUGUACUAUUUUCUUAAAACACUGUCUAUAUGUUUUGUAACUUUAAAAGGCCUUCAGUUUUUGCUGUCCUGCAAUACCAAAUGAUCGUUCAAGUGUUGCUGUCAGAAAUUCGGCUGUACAAAGUGUUGUUUACUAGUUGCCUUGCAGUAAAAGGUCUGACCCAGAAAGGAAUUGUCCUAGGAUUUAAAUCACAGCUUUUCUAAGACGGACUAAAAAAAAUACUGCUUGGCAUGAAAGCCUUGCUUCUUCUGAAGGGUGGCCUUUUCAGAAAAUGCCCAUCAAGGUGAGAGACAGGCUUGUAAUUGUUUAUUAAAAGUGCAUUCUACCAA